Messenger RNA from Paramecium pentaurelia, 656 nucleotides. The record is from the annotation of a GenBank genome assembly. NCBI's taxonomy places the organism in Eukaryota, Ciliophora, Oligohymenophorea, Peniculida, Parameciidae.
UAUGGGCAGAGGUGAUUUCAAUAGCAGAGGUGGAGGAAGAGGUGCCCCUAGAGGUGGAAGUUUCGGAAGAGGAGGUGGAAGAGGAGGAAGACCUCAAUAACCAUAAGGCCCACCAGCAAAAGUUGAACCAUUCGCUACUUUUUCACAUGUUUGUGGAAACCAAAUUAUUGUUAAAGCUUUAGGGAAGCAAUUAGUAUUAAACAUAUUUAUUAUUAGGUUCCAAGGUUCUUUAGAAGUGUAUAUUUUGAAAAUAAGCAAUCGAUUGGUAAAGUUGAUGAAAUUUUUGGUCCAAUUGAAAAUUUCUUAUUCUCAGUAACAUUAGAAGAAGGAAUUACUCCAAAAUCAGUACUAAAAUAUUUAAUCAAAGUUCAAAUAAGAUCAAUUGAUUUAUAUGGAUGCCUAUGAUUGCAUGCCUAUGGAUAGAUUUUUACCAAGGCCAAAAGGUGCACCAGGAAUAAGCAGAGGUGGAGGCAGAGGAGGAUCAAGAGGUGGAGGCAGAGGAGGACCUAGUAGAGGAGGACCAAGAGGAGGUGGUUUUAGUAGAGGAGGACCUAGAGGAGGAGGUUUUAGUAGAGGAGGACCAAGAGGAGGCGGUUUUAGUAGAGACGGCGGAUAAUAAAGAGGAGGUUAUGGAAGAGGUGGAUUUAAAAGAUGAU